This is a messenger RNA of Schistosoma spindalis, 3196 nucleotides long. NCBI's taxonomy places the organism in Eukaryota, Metazoa, Platyhelminthes, Trematoda, Strigeidida, Schistosomatidae. The record is from the annotation of a GenBank genome assembly.
ACAACAGAAAAAACACAACUUUUCAACAUUGAGGAUUUAUUUAUUAGUUGAAAUUAACUUUUGAGUUAUGAAUCCGUUAUGUUAAUAAAGUUGAUCUUCUUUAAAAAAAUGAACAUUAAUAUAUAAAUAUAUAACACUGUAAAGAACAUUAUUAAUUUACUCAAUUAUUUCAAAUUGAAGAGAUUCGACAAAGUACUUUAAAGAAGACAUGAAUAAAAAAAACCCAUACACAUUUUACUGUAACACAAUUUACAUUUUAGGAUUUAUAGUGAAUAAAUUAAUUGAAAAAAAGACGAAAUUUGGAAUUAAUCUCUACUAUUUUGGAUAAUUUAGAUCAGUAUGUUAGUAAUAUGUGUUAGGUAAUAUUUUAUAUUUAAUUCAUAAAUAAACAUAAAAGGGUAAUGUUAUUCUUCAUGGUGCUGGUUCACUGUGAUAACAUCUUUAACGAAUGACAAGCAGAAGAGGAAGAAGCAAAUGAUAAACUUUGUCAUUAUCAUACUUUAUUGUUAAUAAUAUGAAUGACAAAUCAGAAUUAAAUUUUAUAGGUUUGAGGACAAAUAAAAAGAUUUCAUUUAGAAGUUAUCGUAAUUUAAGUACUUGUUUACCGGAUAAUAACACUUCGAUAAAUCAUGUUCAAGAUUCAAUCAAUGUAAAUUGUUAUAAUGAUGAGAAAUUUCAAUUACCAUAUGUUCAAAUGUCUAAAUCAACUGAAUCGAUUGCCAGUACAAAACAAGAGAACAAUUCAUAUAUCACUUUAGAGACCGGAAAGAAAUCGGCUGAAACUGCUGCUACCACUGUUACUACUACAAUUAAUAAUAAUAAUAGCUCAAUUAUCGGAGUUCCUAGUAUCAAACGGAAUAUAUUAAGACGACAGCAAUGCACAGUUGAACAAUUAAAAAUAUCUGAAGAGGGGUUUUUGUGGAUAUUAUAGUAAUUUAAAUGGUUGAGAUCAUGAGUCAGUUGAAGCUAGAACACCAUGGAAAAUCUGGAAGCACUGGAAGGCCGUUUCGUCGUAUUGUGGGACUCCUCAGCUGUGCGCAUCUGAUGUAUUUGCCAAGUCAUUUAUGGAUUUAAUAACCAAUAAAUGAAAUCGUUUAAUUAAAUAUCACAAGUCAAUAUGUUUCAACAAACAAUCUUAAAAUGGGGAAAACAAUUCAGACGGAACAUGCAAAAGAUCAGCAAGCGUCAUCUUCUUCCCCAACACCAUUUCAACAGACUGCUAAUGAUACAGCAAUUGUUACAAAUGCUGGACAAUUGAGUAGAUCAGGAUUUUUACGUCAUCCAUUACGUAAAGCUAUGAGUUAUGUGAAACCUCAGUCAGAAUCUUUUGUAUCAGUUAAAUCAGCUUCAAGAAGACUUCAUCACACUUCAACUAUUGAAAAACCGGAUGAUCCAAAAUUCAGAUCUAGCAGCAAGAGUUCAAGUCGUAAUUCACUUUAUAACAAUAUAAAGCAUUUUGAUUUAUCAACUAAGACAUCUGUGCCAACGAAUGAAUGUUUACAAAUGAAUGAUCAUUCAAAUCGAUCAACUAUACAGGAAGUUUACACUGGGGAAUCAUGUUAUUCAACAACACCUAAACAAGCCAUAAAAUUUGAUGUAGAAAGAAAAACCAAACAAAAAGAUAUCCGCCAUUUGAAUGAUUUAAUAACGAAUAUUUUACCAAGAUCGUUCUCUAAUGCAUUUAAACGACCAGUAGGUAAAUGUAAAAGCGCAUCGCCUACAACAGUAAAUGAUCAUCAUAUAGAAAAACUGAUUGAUUCUUUCAGAUUUGAUAAUUUUGAAGCGGAAAGUCAGCAUUCAGAGAAAUCUUCUUCUGAUUUCUUAACACCUAAUGAAGCGUCUCCAGUUCUUAGUGAUAAUAAUGUACCAACACGAAGUCAACUACAACAAUGGGAACAAUCAUUUGAUAAGCUUUUAGCUGAUACAGAUGGUUUAUCUCAAUUUCAUCACUUUCUGAGAUCAGAAUACAGUGAAGAAAAUAUAGAGUUUUGGUUAAUUUGUGAAUUAUAUAAACAUCUACCACAAGAAGAUCUUGGUGAAGAAUCACGAAGAAUCUAUCGUCUUUAUUUAGCACCACAUUCACCACAUGAGGUUAAUUUAGAUUCGGAAACUCGGAAUCAAACAAUCGCUAGCAUAACAAAUCCAACUAAUGAAUCAUUUGUUUUAGCUCAACAAACUAUUCAAGGAUUAAUGAAUAAAGACUCUUAUCAACGGUUUUUACGUUCUUCAUUUUAUUUUGAAUUAAAACAAUUAGUUUGGCAUACAUAUCCACAAAAUGAUGAACCUACAAAGACAGAAUCUAAUAUACAUGAUACUAUCAUAUCAGAUAAUCAAAUUCAAAAUUUCAUAUCAAGAGAUCCAGUCAUUGACAAUACAUCCAGUCCAUGUUCUGAAGAAGAACAUGUGAAGGAGUUCCUGCGAUUUCCAUCAGUAUCAUAUUCAACCAUUAGUUCCCCUAAACAAACUGCAACGUCUCAUGAAACCAAUUUAGAAGGUCAUAUUCAGCCGUCGAAAACAAUACCUUCCCCGUUACUUGAUUGUACUGUGUCCAGUUUAUUCCACAAGCAUAUAGAGGAUGAUGAAGAAUUAUCAUUUCAUGAGAAUAGAAUUGAACAUCCUACUUCUGCUCAAACGAAUGACAAUUUAUCCGUUCAGGAAUUACCGAAUUCUGUUCACACUGAAGCAGCGCCACAUUCUCCUAAACUUUGUUAUACUGGAUAUACGUUGUCCAAUACUGAUUGUUAUAAAUUAAAACAAAAUAUUAGAGCAGAGUUAUAAUUUUAAACUGACUAGUUCAUAUGAUUCAUUUUUUUAUAUCGCCAUCAUAGUAAAACAAAUUUUUUGAUAAAAAAAAAUGUACUACUAUCUGAUAAAUAUUUUCAUUCAUUAACUGUGAUAUGUUUUAUUGUAAUAACUUUCGCCCCCAAAAAAUUUUCAAUCUUCGUUAAUGCUUUUGUGAUGUGAUGGAUAUUUCAAGGCGUUGAAAUAUUACAGAAAUGUUUAUUUCACACUACUUGUAUUUAUAAGCGGAGUGUUCAAUUCAAACAUGGAUACUAUAGCCCAUUUCAUACAGUCCAUUUUUAAUUGAAAGUAAUUUUUUGUACAUUACAUCUAAAAGAAAAUCGUUUCGUAAUUUAAUCUGGAAACAAAUUUGAUCCCAUAAUUUUAUUCUCAAACAUUUAAUAAUCAUCUAUUU